AUUUUACUAAAAUGGCAAUUUCGGCCGAGCGCGGUUGGGGACUGGUACCUAUGACGUAGCAGGAGUAACCGGGUUACUGUGAUUGUUGUCUUGAAGCCACAACUGUGUGCUUUGCCUGUUGAUCUUGAGAUUAUUAGAAUUUAUUUACUGUAAAAACUGAAUCGAAAAUGUCUACGACUUCUUCUUCAUCCGACGAAUGCUCUUUCUCUGACGAUGACUCAGAAUUUAACUAUAUUCCGGGAUACUACGAUGUUGAUAACGAGAAUCAAGCGUCGGACAACUUGUUGAGCAAUGAUGAAGAUGAGGAGAUUGAUGAUGUGGUUCAGCCRUAUUCAAACGAGCCCAUGGCCGACGAAGAGUGGCUUAGAGAAUAUAAGAAAAGACAGGAGGAGAAAGAACGUAGAUUAGAAAGUUUGAAACACCGUUUAGCGGGGAAAGAAGAACUUAGCAACUGGUGCUCUYGUGGAAAAUGCUCUACAGCCUUCCUACAGAAUGCGAACGAGUGCUACUGUUGUAAAGACAUGGAAAAAUGCAGCGAUGCUCUUUCCGACGAGUGGGUACUCGAGGAAAUGCAGACGCCACCGAACUGCAUAACACUUCAUCCAGCAUUUGAAACUGUUUGUUUGGAUAGAUGGUCACUCAGGCUAUCCGCCRGAAAAUACAGAACUAUAGAUGGGAGAAGUUAUCGACAAACCGGUUCGGAAGAAAAGUUCAUGAGAAGUGUUGCUUACRGAGAAUUUAUACAUCUGGUUUAUGAUCGUGUUGGAAAGAACAGAAUACCACUUCCUGCAUGUGCCUAUCAUGCAAUAAGAAGCAAGUUUCAACCUAAAGACAGCRAUGAAUGUUUUGUUGGGUUUGAAGAUGAGGAUGAGGAAAUGGAUGAUUAAAUUAGAAAAUUUCUACAACAUAAAAAUAUAAAUAUCA
This is a messenger RNA of Actinia tenebrosa (Australian red waratah sea anemone), 924 nucleotides long. RefSeq lists its product as uncharacterized. The record is from RefSeq and is a predicted model, not a curated record. NCBI's taxonomy places the organism in Eukaryota, Metazoa, Cnidaria, Anthozoa, Actiniaria, Actiniidae.